Messenger RNA from Neocloeon triangulifer, 726 nucleotides. RefSeq names its product paramyosin-like. The transcript is spliced from 5 exons. Lineage: Eukaryota; Metazoa; Arthropoda; Insecta; Ephemeroptera; Baetidae. Bases 99 to 659 code for a protein of 186 amino acids. The record is from RefSeq and is a predicted model, not a curated record.
AGAUAAAACGCAGCAACCGUACCCACCCAUCAUCGCUCUGCUGUUAAUGCUAUAGUAAUUUUUUACUUCACCAAAAAUCUGUUCUAAGAGAGAAAAUUAUGUCGGUGUACGAAUCUGAGGAGCACACGAGCUCAAGCAGCAUUGAAAUCCAACGAAUUUCGUCGGUAUUGGAAACGCGAAAGGCUUUGGUCGAGGAGGGUUUACGCUUCUGCGAUCACGUCAAAGACACGCUGCGAAAACUCGUCGAAGACUUGGAGAGCGCGCGGAUUUUAAUCCACGAAAAAGAGGAGCAUGUGAAGAUAGUUGUCAUCAAGCUCGGAGAGUGUGAGCAUAAGCUGAACGAAAAAGAGACCAAGAUUGAGGAGCUGGAAAGUGCCGUGAACGAAUUAAAAAAAGACAAGGACGAUUUGAAGGAUAAGUUGUCCGAUUUGCAUAGCAAACUGGACAGUCUGGACUCUCAACUGAAUUCCAAGGACAGCGAUAUUGACGACCUGAAAAGUAAGGUCGAAAAGCAAGCUGAAGAAAUUGAGGAGCUGAAGAAAAAAUUAGAAGAAAAGGAACGAGAAAAUGAGGAGCUGAGAAAUAAUCAAAAGUCAGAAGAGAAAGAGGUGCAACCAGGUUCCGAUUCAUCCAGUAGCUCUUCGUCAGAUGAGGAGUGAAGUGAGAAGAAGGAGAGAAUUUAAUGUAAAUUGAAUAAAUUGAAACAUUUUCAUCAUUUUAAUUUGA